This is a messenger RNA of Colletotrichum lupini, 2022 nucleotides long. RefSeq lists its product as uncharacterized. Bases 1 to 2022 code for a protein of 673 amino acids. NCBI's taxonomy places the organism in Eukaryota, Fungi, Ascomycota, Sordariomycetes, Glomerellales, Glomerellaceae. Gene Ontology annotation, biological process: regulation of transcription by RNA polymerase II. The transcript is spliced from 2 exons. Gene Ontology annotation, cellular component: nucleus. The record is from RefSeq and is a predicted model, not a curated record.
AUGCUGUUGACCCGACCCACUGCUUCACAAUCAAUCCAGCAACAUCAGCAACAACAAUUCCAACAACCUUACUCCGACCUACACCACCAGUAUCAGACACAAUCACAACAUUUCUACCCUCACUCGAUCGAUUUUGACCUUGAAGGCUCCUUUGACGACACUGCUCCCGACCUCACCUCGUCGAGUAUAUCCUCGUCUCCGCUCUCGACUCAAUCCUUUCUCCCUUCCCAUUACUCUCUGGCAAACAACUCGGCAAGCCUUGCAAGUUACGACACGUCCCAUCUGACCGUCCCAAGACGAUCAGCGACAAGCACUUCAGGCUUCGAAGAACCCGCUUUGAACCACAACCAUCAGCAAAACCUCAUGCAGUCAGACGCCUGGGUACUCGGGAAUCAGUACGCUCCCAAGACCGGUGGUCGACUACCUCAUCAGCGGGAGUCAUCUUUGUCUUCACUCGGUUCAGCCGGUCCCGCAUCACCCUUCAGUCACAGUACAACGAAUCCCCAAAUCGCGGUAACAGAUUCGACACCCGACGUUCUGUACGACAUGCAGGCUCACGACGGUAAUGCCUUCUACCAGUUGUCCAACAAGUCAAUGGCGGUGUCCCACGACAACAUGUAUCCCAACUACAACGGACUGCAGAACAUAUCGUCGGACAUGGCCGGCUACGCCUCAGCCUUGAGUGUUCAACGACCACGAUCUGACCGCGGGUUAUUACCUGCGCCUGAACUCUCUAUGGCUGGUAGCAGAUCUCACCCAAACUCUGUGGCAAGCUCCAUUGCUGGAGACUCACCCGCAACACCGUCACAACUCGAGCACGAAGAUGACAGGCGGCGGAAAGCUGUUUUCAGCAACGUACCCAAGCUAGACCGCACGAUGACAGACAUCUAUAAUGAUGAACUGUAUAGCCCCAAUUUCACCAUUACCUCGGCAGCUCCGGCUCAAAACCACAUGGCUGUAUCUCCUAGCAAUGACGUGUUUGCGCAACGACUUAGCGCUGCAAACAACCAGCACUUGAGUGCAGCACAGUCGCCAGUCUCUAGUGUGUCACGCGACCGUUCGCCAUUCCGUCAGGGUUCACCGUUGGCACCGAUGCCCAGUCACGACUUUGGUGGAGGUGUUCAGGCCUCUCGUCUACGAUUCAACUCGGCUCACCAAAUCCGGGAACAGAAGAAGGCGGAGCAAGAUGCACAAAUUAUGCGACAACAAAUGUCUGUAAAGUCGGAGCCGGAAACCCCGAAAACUAUCUCUCCAAAAGACGCGAUGCUCGAAUUCCACGAUGGCGAUGCUGAAUCAUCAUUUUCACUCUUUCCAUCUCAGGAGACGGUGGAUUUUGAAGACAUUGCAAAGGCAGUGGUCACGCAGGACCAACAGGUCAAUUUUGCGAGGUCUGCCAUGCAAAAUGGGGCAGCUUUCCCUUAUAUGCCCGCUCAGCUUCAGACCGCUGUCCACAUUCCACAGCAGUACCCAUUCAUUGCUCAUCCACGACAAUCUCAUGAGCAGAUUCCUCGGCUUAGCUCUGCCGAGUCAAGCACUGGGGGAUCCGAUGCUACUUCGACUUCAAAUGCGGUACCGACAACCAAACCUGUGGGUGCUACUGCUGAUGGCGGUACUUACACUUGUACAUACCACGGCUGCACCAUGCGAUUCGAAACCCCUGCUCUGCUGCAAAAGCAUAAGCGUGAGGGGCAUCGGCAGACUCAGGGUAUCGGAGGGCCCAGAAGACCUGAAGCAGUUGCCGCAUCCCCCGACAGCAUCCUCAAUAGUCAAGCCGGACCUCACCGCUGCGAUCGUAUCAAUCCUAGCACGGGCAAACCGUGCCACACAAUCUUUUCACGCCCGUACGACUUGACUCGUCACGAGGAUACCAUUCACAAUGCGCGGAAGCAAAAGGUGCGCUGCAAUCUUUGCACCGAGGAGAAGACGUUUAGUCGUGCCGAUGCGCUCACGCGACACUACCGAGUCUGUCAUCCGGAUGUUGAAUUCCCAGGCAAGCACCGACGCCGGGGGCAUAAUGUCUGA